Messenger RNA from Nicotiana attenuata, 1536 nucleotides. RefSeq names its product WAT1-related protein At4g19185-like. Gene Ontology annotation, cellular component: plasma membrane. Gene Ontology annotation, molecular function: transmembrane transporter activity. The coding region runs from base 263 to 1420 and encodes 385 amino acids. The transcript is spliced from 7 exons. Lineage: Eukaryota; Viridiplantae; Streptophyta; Magnoliopsida; Solanales; Solanaceae. The record is from RefSeq and is a predicted model, not a curated record.
UGUGGGAAAGCUUAAACCUCAAAUUCGUCAGAAAGAUCAACUCCAGAAUCCUGUCCAAAGCUUUCUCAGUUUCUUGUGACCAAAAAACCAACACAGUCCAAGAAAACACAAAAACGUGAGGUUCUUGAAACAGGUCAACUCCCUUUCUCAUAUAUCUUUUAUUUAAAAUCUCUAUAAUAAUCAAGAAUCACCUACUCCCCCAUUAUUACACUUUGUUGACUCUAUAUAUAUAAGGGGUGGGUGGGUGUGUAGUGUGGAUGAAAUGUACAAGAUGGCAGUAGGAAAUGGAGGCGAGAUAUGGAAAGCGCAUGCUGCAAUGUCUUUGGUACAGCUUGUCUAUGGUGGUUACCAUGUGAUUACAAAAGUGGCUCUCAAUGUGGGCAUGAAUGAAAUCGUCUUCUGUUUGUACCGGGACCUUCUUGCUAUUUCUAUUCUUGCCCCCAUCGCCUAUUUCCGUGAAAAGAGGUCGAGGCCUCCUUUGAAUAAACAGCUUCUACUGUCAUUCUUCAUUCUAGGUUUAACUGGUAUUUUUGGUAACCAACUUUUGUUCCUUAUCGGUCUUGGCUACACGAAUCCGACUUAUGCUGCUGCUUUGCAACCUGCAAUACCAGUCUUUACGUUCAUAUUUGCUGUGCUCAUGGGCACAGAAACAGUGAAGCUUCUUACUGUGGAAGGUCAGGGAAAGGUUGGAGGUACCGUUGUUUGUGUGUCGGGGGCGAUUUUAAUGGCUGUAUUCCGUGGUCCAGUGGUGUUUGGAGACGGCACAUCAGACUUCACAGCCCACAUUGAGAUAAGUGCUAAGGGUCAACCCGAGCCUUCUGGAUGGCUAAUGUCUAGUUUUCUGGAGCUGGGAUUUGAUAAUUGGCACCUCGGCGUCUUAUGCUUAAUAGGAAACUGUAUGUGCAUGGCAGCAUAUUUAGCUAUUCAGGCUCCACUUUUGGCAAAAUACCCUGCAGGCUUAUCAUUGACAGCAUAUUCAUACUUUUUUGGCGUUCUAUUGAUGAUAGGGACAUCAUUCUUUAUGACCAAUGGCUCAACAGACUGGUAUUUGACAAAAUCUGAAGUUUUCGCUGUGUGCUAUGCUGGGAUUGUUGCAUCUGCCCUGAACUAUGGACUUAUGACAUGGUGCAAUAAGAUUCUUGGCCCUGCUUUAGUUGCUUUAUACAAUCCGCUUCAGCCUGCUGCUUCAGCAAUUUUAUCUAGCAUUUUUCUCGGGAGCCCUAUUUAUCUGGGAAGCAUUUUAGGAGGACUUCUCAUUAUAGCUGGGCUUUAUUUAGUAACUUGGGCAUCUUAUAGAGAGAGGCAGCCAGCCAUGGGAACUGUUCCUCACAUUCCUCGGAUGACGGAUCCCCUAAUUUCAUAUCAGAUAGGACACAUUUUUUCUGUUCCUUCUUCCUCAAUAUCAAAGACCACUGAUUAGAUAGUGCUACAGAUAUCAUUUGUAUGUCCUUUUCUUUAUCUCCUUCAUGAUAACAUGUAGUGCACUUCACUGCUUAAAAAAAUGAUAAUAUGUAGUGCUUUAUCAAGUUCUUUUUC